ACACCUUUGAGCAGCUGUGCAUCAACUUCACAAAUGAAAAACUGCAACAGUUUUUCAACCACCACAUGUUUGUGCUGGAGCAGGAAGAGUACAAGAAAGAGGGCAUUGAAUGGACUUUCAUAGAUUUUGGCAUGGACUUGCAGGCCUGCAUUGACCUGAUUGAAAAGCCCAUGGGUAUCAUGUCCAUCCUUGAAGAGGAGUGCAUGUUCCCCAAAGCCUCUGAUGCAACCUUUAAAGCUAAGCUCUAUGACAACCACCUGGGCAAAUCAAAUAACUUCCAGAAGCCCAGAAUUGUCAAAGGAAAACCAGAGGCCCAUUUUGCCCUGAUGCAUUAUGCUGGAACUGUUGAUUAUAAUAUCAACAACUGGCUGGUAAAGAACAAGGAUCCUCUGAAUGAGACUGUGGUUGGACUC
Messenger RNA from Plectropomus leopardus (leopard coralgrouper), 413 nucleotides. Lineage: Eukaryota; Metazoa; Chordata; Actinopteri; Perciformes; Serranidae. The record is from RefSeq and is a predicted model, not a curated record.